CUGUGGAAAGAAGACAGACGCUUGGCUGUGUUGGGUCAGCUGAUGUCAUACAGAAGCAUUUCAGUUUGCAUUUGAUCGUAUCUCUGGCUGAAGCCAUGGGGCUUGUUCUACGUGUGAUGCUGCUAUGGCUGCAGCUUAUUGGAGCGCUUCAGACAAGCAUUGAAUCUUCCUAUCAGGACUCUGGGCCUAUAAUUUGGGACAUGAGCUACCAGUCCCAGGGUCUCAACUACCAACACCAGGUCCCGGGCCACCCGUCCCAGAGUCUCAACUACCAACGCCAGGCCCCGGGCCACCCGUCCCAGACUCAGCCCCAGGCCCCGGGCCACCCGUCCCAGACUCAGCCCCAGGCCCCGGGCCACCCGUCCCAGUCUCAGCCCCAGGCCCCGGGCCACCCGUCCAAGUCUCAGCCCCAGGCCCCGGGCCACCUGUCCAAGCUUCAGCCACAGGUCCUAGGCUACCAGUCCCAGGGUCUCAACUACCAACACCAGGCCCUGGGCCACCCGUCCAAGACUCAGCCCCAGGCCCCACCGCCCCACCCCCUGGUCCAGGUCUACCCGCCCCACCCCCUGGUCCAGGUCUACCCGCCCAAGACUCAGCCCCAGGUCUACCCGCCCAAGACUCAGCCCCAGGCCCCGGGCUUGCCGUCCAAUCCUCGGCCCCAGGUCCCGCAGCCCCAGUUCCAAGGCUUCCCGUCCAAGACGCGGCCCCAGGUCCCGCAGCCUCAGCCCCAGUUCCCGGGCUACCCAACCCAGCCUCAGCCCCAGUUCCCGGGCUACCCAGCCCAGCCUCAGCCCCAGGUUCCGCUAUCCCAGUUCCAUGGCUUCCCGUCCAAGACUUGGCCCCAGGUCCCGCAGCCCCAGUUUCCAGGCUUCCCGUCCAAGACGCAGACCCAGGUCCCGGGGUACCCGUCCAAGAUGCAGCCCCAGGUCGUGCAGCCUAUGCCUCAAAAGCCUCCCCACAAGCCUAGUGGCAAUUUUGUCUCUAGACUUCCUGCCAAGACCAAAGCCGCACCCAAUAUGGGGGAUCAACAGGGUGGGUUUCCAUAUCUGUAA
This is a messenger RNA of Anarrhichthys ocellatus (wolf-eel), 1052 nucleotides long. RefSeq names its product calcium-binding protein P-like. Lineage: Eukaryota; Metazoa; Chordata; Actinopteri; Perciformes; Anarhichadidae. The transcript is spliced from 4 exons. The record is from RefSeq and is a predicted model, not a curated record. The coding region runs from base 96 to 1052 and encodes 318 amino acids.